Molecule: messenger RNA, 666 nt
Organism: Hibiscus syriacus
Lineage: Eukaryota; Viridiplantae; Streptophyta; Magnoliopsida; Malvales; Malvaceae
Exons: 1
Coding region: 1-666 (221 amino acids)
Source: RefSeq, a predicted model, not a curated record
AUGGAAGCUAGAAUCGAGAAAAUUGAAGAGAACAUGGCGAAAUUGCAGAAAGAACUCGAAGAUAAGAUAACCCAAAAUAGUCAGAGUACCCUGGAUUCUAUCAUGAAAAGCCAGAAAUCUUUAGUUAACCAAAUCGUUGCUAAGUUGUCGAGUUUACAGCAGGCCAGUGCACCUUGGGUAGGUUCAUCCGAGAGGGUAGCUAUACCACUGACCCCACAAGUAAUUGUCUCAUCCGGGAUCUUACCCGGACUACAAGGUGACUCAUCUGCCACAAAAGGGAAAGUUGUAUCGGCUGCAAAUAUACAAACUUCUGCAACUAACCCUGACAGUCAUCCGGACGACUGCCUUAUCCUGGAUUUUAACGAGGAGGAUAAGGCAAAGAAGAUGGAAGAGAAUAUCAAAAUACUGGAAGACCAGAUAAAGAUGGUCAAAGGGGACAACGACUAUUAUGGGGUGGAUGCAAUGGAGCUGAGCUUGGUUCCCAAUUUGGUGCUUCCACCAAAAUUCAAAGUCCCGGAGUUGGAGAAGUUCGACGAGAACAGCUGCCCUUCAGCCCAAAUCACUAUGUUUUGUCAGAAGAUGACCGAAUAUAGGGGAAAUGACCAACUCCUGAUCCACUGCUUCCAGGAGAGCCUGUCUGGUUCAUCUAUCCGGUGGUACAACUAG